This is a messenger RNA of Adineta ricciae, 2322 nucleotides long. Lineage: Eukaryota; Metazoa; Rotifera; Eurotatoria; Adinetida; Adinetidae. The record is from the annotation of a GenBank genome assembly.
AUGUUGAUAAAUAAUAUCCCGAACAUAUUUAUCGUUUUUCUACUGUUUCUCAUCGGUGGAACAUCAGUUGAUGUCUCAUCAACGAUUGAAGCCACGUAUUCAUCGGUCUUAACAGAAAACCACACCAUUUACUCACGUCCUUUUAGCAGCGGCUCAAUAUAUUACUACGAAACUAUUGAAGUAGUUACCACUAAGAGUGGCUUACACACUGUUGUCAUUGAUGGUAGGAUCAAUCCUAUUGCAUAUCUAUACAAAGGCUAUUUCGAUCGAUUCAAAACUACUCACAGUCAAUUGGAUCUGAUUACGGGAUAUAGCGAUAGGAACCACUUCAACGCCACGUUCGAACUUUUGAUCGAUACAAGAUAUAUCUUGGUUGUAACGACUUUCAAUUCAAGUGUAAUUGGUCCAUUCUCGAUCACUCUAUUUGGUUCAAGUAUAGUACAACUUGAACGUAUUCAUAUUGAACAAUUCAUCGAAUCAAACUAUACAUCUGCACUAUCAAAAGAUCGUGACAAAUAUUAUGCUCUUUCUUGUGAUUUUAUCCCUGAAUACUAUUAUGAAGCAAUACAAAUCAAUGUGAAUAAAAGUGACUUUUAUACUGUUUUCGGCAGUGUUGCAAAUAUUAACAUAGGACUAGUAAUGUUUAUCUACGAGCAUGAUUUCUAUGCGGUAAUUCCAAGGGGUAAUUUAAGUGUGCAACAUGAUAUUUGCAUUGGCACGGAUUUGCGUCACACUACUACUAAACUCUUAGCCAAUAUUCGAUAUAUAUUGGUUAUAACAACGUGUUCAUCAUCUAAAACAGUAGACUUCUCUAUCCAAGUGCUCGGCAGAAACAAUGUUAGCCUUCGACGUACACAUUCUUCUUUGGGUUUUCAUUCUAAUUAUUCAUCGAAACUAACCACAAAAAGUCAAAUGUAUGAUAAAAAUUGUAUUCGUUCAUAUUAUUACUAUGAAAGUCUACGAUUAACCAUUCCCAUCGAUGGAUAUUAUGGUUUUUCAACUGGUAAAAGUUCUGAUAUAAACAUAAAUCUCUACAAGAAUCACUUCGAUCCGUUAAAUCCACGACAAAAUUUAGUUGAAAUUGGUAGACAUGGUUGUUCUAACGGUGAUCGUGAUGGAAGAUAUACAGCCCAUCUCGAGUCUGAUAUGACAUAUACAUUACUUGUAACAACUUCACGACCAAUGCGGAUGACAUCGUUCUCAAUCGAUGUGUAUGGUCUAAGUAAUAUUACGCUUCAUCACUUCGUUGAUAAUUCGAUUUCCUGUUAUGUUGGUGGUGCAUGUAAUAUUCAAGUUAAAAGUAUUGGUCUCACUCUCGACGAUAUUUUACGAUUGGAAGUCAAUCGAAACAUAUCGAUAGGUGAUCAGCCACUUCUGGUCAAAAUGAGUACUACGUUUGCAACAAUCAUGUUUAUUACAGGGAUCAUCAAUAGUCUUUGUUCAAUUUUAACUUUUCAGAAUGAAAAGUCACGAACCGUUGGAUGUGGAUUGUAUCUUCUUGCAUCGUCAGUUACUUCUCUUUUGACGAUCACAAUAUUUAUGCUUAAGGUUUGGUUCGUUGUUGUUACUAACAUGGACACAUCUGUUCAUUCAUCUAUUCUGGAAGGUGGUUGUAAGUCGAUUGAGUCUAUUUUGAAACUCUUCUUCUAUUGGGACGCUUGGCUCAAUGCAUGUGUAGCAGUUGAACGUGCAGCGAAUGUUUACAAAGGUAUCAGUUUCGAUAAAGAGAAAAGUAAACGUUUCGCUCGAUGGAUCAUAUUCAUCUUACCAAUUGUAAUCAUGGGCACACUUGUUCAUGAACCGCUAUACCGUCAAGUAUUUAUGCAUGAAACAAACGAGACGAAACGAAUUGACGAAACAAGAAAUGUAUUCGAAGAAAUCGUAAUAGAUAGACGUUUCUGGUGUUUGACUUCUUAUUCUCAUUCUAUUCAAAAUUAUAAUACAGCUAUUCUCUUUAUUCAUCUUCUCGGUCCAUUUCUUGCCAAUCUCUUCUCUGCCAUCUUCAUCAUUAUCAGAAGUGCUCGUAGACGGCUAGAAGCUCAAAAACGACAAAAAUACGGAGAAUAUCUUCGUGAGCAAUGGAAUGAACACAAACAACUUGUCAUCAGUUCCAUAAUUCUACUUUUUCUCUCAGCACCACGCCUAAUCAUUUCUUUGUUAUCGGGAUGUACAAAUGUUUCUGAUCAAGCGUGGCUAUAUCUAUCUGCAUAUUUUAUUUCAUUCAUACCAUCAAUACUUGUCUUUGUCGUAUUUGUUGUUCCUUCAAGUUCCUAUCAGAAAAUUUUCAAAGAAUCAUUUCUUGGAAUCUGUAAAAGGCAAUGA